Messenger RNA from Cephus cinctus (wheat stem sawfly), 348 nucleotides. It is a transcript of the gene mRpS21, whose product is annotated as 28S ribosomal protein S21, mitochondrial. Gene Ontology annotation, cellular component: ribosome. The transcript has a single exon. Gene Ontology annotation, molecular function: structural constituent of ribosome. Gene Ontology annotation, biological process: translation. Bases 1 to 264 code for a protein of 87 amino acids. NCBI's taxonomy places the organism in Eukaryota, Metazoa, Arthropoda, Insecta, Hymenoptera, Cephidae. The record is from RefSeq and is a predicted model, not a curated record.
AUGCGACACGUUCCGUUUAUAUCCCGCACGGUAUUAGUGCAGAAUAAUAAUGUGGAAAAUGCUUUUCGUAUCUUGAAUAGAAUUCUUGGUCAGGAAGAAAUUUUGGAUCAGUAUCGACGAACAAGAUAUUAUGAGAAGCCAACUCAAGUCAGGCGUAGAAUUAAUUAUGAAAGGUGCAAAGCUAUUUACGACGAGGAUAUGAGCAGAAAAAUUAAGUUUAUCCUUAGGAAAAAUCGUGUGGAUCCCUUCCCUGGAUGUUUGUAGUUUCAUAGAAUUUAACUCACAAAUUAAGUUUAAGAAAUCAAUUGUCCAAAUUCAAGUAAAAGAGAUAUCAAGUCAGUUGUAAAA